Cheilinus undulatus (humphead wrasse) is the source of this 625-nucleotide messenger RNA. RefSeq names its product cytochrome c oxidase subunit 7A-related protein, mitochondrial (gene cox7a2l). The coding region runs from base 80 to 427 and encodes 115 amino acids. The record is from RefSeq and is a predicted model, not a curated record. The transcript has 3 exons. Lineage: Eukaryota; Metazoa; Chordata; Actinopteri; Labriformes; Labridae. Gene Ontology annotation, biological process: mitochondrial respirasome assembly; mitochondrial electron transport, cytochrome c to oxygen; regulation of oxidative phosphorylation.
UCGCCGGUCGCAGCAGGAAGACCCUUCACCGGGCUGAAUUUGUUGUCGGAGACACCUUUCCCCGUCCUUCAGCAGGAAAAUGUACUACAAAUUCAGCGGCAUCACCCAGAAAUUGACGGGGUCUGCUCCUUCGGCGGCCUUCAGCCCUCAGGGGCUGAGGCCAGGUGUGCCAGCAGAGCCCCCAACCAUGAUCUUUGCCACUCCCACCAAGGUGGUGUCUGAGGCCGGGGCCACAGUGGAGUACAUGGGAACAAACAGGGUUCCUGACUUCCAGAGGCUAUUCCAGACGCCAGACGGCAUCCCCAUUCAUCUGAAGCGUGGCGUCCCAGACAGGCUACUGUACCGCACCACCAUGGCUCUCACUGUAGGAGGCGCUCUGUACUGUCUGGUGGCUCUUUACAUUGCAGCACAGCCCAGCAACAAAUAACCAACACAACACAGGGAUCUUUGUGUGACACAUGCACCCAACAUUCCUGGCCUCCAUCUGCUCUUGCCGUCCCACCUCUUUGGACUCUUAGAUGAGAAUUAAUCACUGUUGAAGCAUCACACCAAUGACAACAACCACAAUGAUGUCUGUCUUCUUUGUAAAAAAUGUUUAAGUUAAUAAAUUUUAAGGGGAAACAAA